This is a messenger RNA of Ailuropoda melanoleuca (giant panda), 9142 nucleotides long. RefSeq names its product utrophin (gene UTRN). The record is from RefSeq and is a predicted model, not a curated record. Gene Ontology annotation, molecular function: protein binding. The coding region runs from base 677 to 9127 and encodes 2816 amino acids. Lineage: Eukaryota; Metazoa; Chordata; Mammalia; Carnivora; Ursidae. The transcript has 58 exons.
UGGUGCCAUUCUACGACCUGUAGACACAGAUGAUAUAUGUCUAGAAAUCGCCUUGCUCAGGAAGCCACUGCUGGGAGGCCCAGCUUUUCUCACCAUCCUUCCUGCCUCCUUGUUGGCUGACAGGACUCUAUGCCAGCUGUUUCCUUUUUGGAUGGAUUAGUUAAAAUAUCCUCAACCUUGGCUCCAUGUUAGAAUCACCAGUGUUGAAGCCCCAUGGCCAGAGGUUCUGAUGUAAGCAGGCUGCGGCCUUGACUUUGUAGCUUUUCAAAAACCCUCUGAGUGAUUCUACUGUAGAUUCAAGGGGGAGAAGCACAAGGUAUGUUACUUGUUCCCUAUAAGACUGAAAGCUCCAUGAAGAGGGAAAGAAGGAAACUUUGUGACCAUUGUACCCAGCACUUCACCGUGUGCCUGACAUUGCAGGAAAGGCUUAGUAUCUCCUUGUGGAAUGAACGAAUCAAUUCCUCUGAGCAACAGGAAGGCUGGAAGAGGGUUGGAUCUCUUCGUUUCCUGUUGGUGCUGAUGUAGGAGAGUAUGUUAUAUUAGACUGUGAAAUCCUCCAAAUAUCAGCUGUCAUCUAGGAAGAAGCUCCUGGAAGAGAUCACGGGGGAACCGGCUAACCUUGGGGCCCAUUGAGCAGCCCUCUCAAGAGACAAGCCUCCCAGUUGGCAGUGUCUUCAUGAAGCAAGAUGAACACAACGAUGUGCAGAAGAAAACCUUUACCAAAUGGAUUAACGCACGAUUUUCAAAGAGUGGAAAACCACCCAUCAAUGAUAUGUUCACAGACCUCAAAGAUGGAAGGAAGCUCCUGGAUCUUCUGGAAGGCCUCACAGGAACAUCACUGCCAAAGGAACGUGGCUCCACGAGGGUCCAUGCUUUAAAUAACGUGAACAGAGUGCUGCAGGUUUUACAUCAGAACAAUGUGGAUUUAGUGAAUAUAGGAGGAACUGACAUCGUAGACGGAAAUCACAAACUGACUUUGGGAUUACUUUGGAACAUCAUUUUGCACUGGCAGGUAAAAGAUGUCAUGAAAGAUGUCAUGUCAGACCUUCAACAGACAAACAGUGAGAAGAUCCUACUGAGCUGGGUGCGCCAGUCUACUAGGCCAUACAGCCAGGUCAACGUCCUCAACUUCACCACCAGCUGGACAGAUGGACUUGCCUUUAAUGCCGUGCUCCACCGACAUAAACCUGAUCUCUUCAGCUGGGAUAGAGUUGUCAAAAUGUCCCCAAUUGAGAGACUUGAACAUGCCUUCAGCAAAGCUCAAACUUAUUUGGGAAUUGAAAAGCUGUUAGAUCCUGAAGAUGUUGCUGUUCAGCUUCCUGACAAGAAAUCCAUAAUUAUGUAUUUAACAUCUUUGUUUGAGGUGCUUCCUCAGCAAGUCACUCUAGAUGCCAUCCGGGAAGUAGAGACACUCCCAAGGAAAUAUAAGAAAGAAUGUGAAGAAGGAGAGAUUAGUCUCCAGAGCUCAGCACUGGAGGAGGAGCAUGAGGGCCCUGGAGCUGAAACCCCGAGCACUGUCACCGCGGUUGACAUGGAUCUGGACAGCUAUCAGAUAGCGCUGGAGGAAGUGCUCACCUGGUUGCUGUCCGCCGAGGACACGUUCCAGGAGCAGGAUGACAUUUCUGAUGAUGUAGAAGAAGUCAAAGACCAGUUUGCCACCCAUGAGGAUUUUAUGAUGGAGCUGACGGCCCACCAGAGCAGUGUGGGGAGCGUCCUGCAGGCGGGAAACCGGCUGCUAACACAAGGAACUCUGUCAGAUGAAGAGGAAUUUGAGAUUCAGGAACAAAUGACCCUGCUAAACGCUAGAUGGGAGGCACUUAGGGUGGAUAGUAUGGACAGACAGUCCCGGCUGCACGACGUGUUGAUGGAGCUACAAAAGAAGCAGUUGCAGCAGCUCUCCGCCUGGUUAUCGCUCACAGAAGAACGCAUUCAGAAGAUGGAAACUUGCCCCCUGGAUGACGAUUUAAAAUCCCUACAAAAGCUGCUAGAAGACCAUAAACGUUUGCAAAAUGAUCUUGAGGCUGAACAGGUGAAGGUAAAUUCACUAACGCACAUGGUGGUGAUUGUUGAUGAAAACAGUGGUGAGAGCGCCACUGCGGUCCUCGAAGAUCAGUUACAGAAACUUGGUGAACGUUGGACAGCAGUGUGCCGUUGGACUGAGGAACGUUGGAAUAGGUUACAAGAAAUCAAUAUAUUGUGGCAGGAAUUAUUGGAAGAACAGUGCUUGUUGAAAGCUUGGCUAACUGAAAAAGAAGAGGCUUUAAAUAAAGUCCAGACAAGCAACUUCAAAGACCAAAAGGAACUAAGUGUCAGCAUUCGACGGCUGGCUAUUUUGAAAGAAGACAUGGAAAUGAAACGUCAAGCAUUGGAUCAGCUAAGUGAGAUUGGCCAGGAUGUGGGUCAAUUACUUGAUAAUCCCAAGGCAUCUAAGAAGAUCAACAGUGACUCAGAGGAACUAACUCAGAGAUGGGAUUCUUUGGUUCAGAGACUAGAAGAUUCCUCCAACCAGGUGACUCAGGCGGUGGCAAAGCUGGGGAUGUCCCAGAUCCCUCAGAAGGAUCUUUUGGAGACUGUUCGCGUACGAGAACAAGUAACUACGAAAAGGUCAAAGCAAGAACUGCCCCCUCCACCUCCCCCGAAGAAGAGACAGAUUCCCGGGGAUCUCGAGGCUAAGAAAAAGUUUGAUGCUGUGAGUGCAGAACUGUUGAACUGCAUUUUGAAAUCAAAGACUGCCAUUCAGGCUGCAGAGAUAAAAGGGUAUAAGAAGAUGCAAGAGACUUCAGAAAUGAAAAAGAAGUUGAAGGGAUUAGAAAAAGAACAGACAGAAAGAAGCCCCAGACUGGAUGAAUUAAACCAAACCGGACAAAUCCUUUUGGAGCAAAUGGGGAAAGAGGGUAUUCCUACAGAAGAAAUAAAAAAUGUUCUGGAGAAGGUGUUCUCAGAAUGGAAGGAUGUAUCUCAGCGCCUGGAAGACCUGGCAAGAAAGAUUCAGCUACAGGAAGAUCUAAAUGCUUACUUUCAGCAGCUUGAUGAUCUCGAAAAGACCUUAAAGGCAAAGGAGGAGUGGGUAAAACACACUCCCUUUUCAGAAUCUCCCCAGCAGCCCUUGCCGAGUUUGAAGGAGGCCUGUCAGCGGGAAUUGACAGAUCUACUGGGCCUCCACACCAGAAUCGAAAUGGCGCGUGCGGGUUGCUCAGCCCUGAGGUCUCGUCCUUCUGCUCCGGAUUUUGUCCAGCAGGCCUUCGAGAGCCUUCUGAACCGCUACCAAGCUGUGCGACAGGAGAUCGAGCACCGUCAGCAACAGCUGGAGAACGAACUGAAGAGCCAACCUGGACGUGCAUAUUUGGAAACAUUGAAAACACUGAAAGAUAUACUAAAUGAUUCAGAAAGUAAGGCCCAGACAUCUUUGAAUGUCUUGAAUGAUCUUGCAAAGGUGGAGAAGGCCCUGCAGGAAAAAAAGGCCCUUGAUGAAAUCCUUGCGAAUCAAAAACCUACAUUAUAUAAACUUGCAGAAGAAACAAAGGCUUUGGAGAAAAAUGUUUCUCCGGAUGUAGAAAAAAUGUAUAAGCAAGAAUUUGAUGAUGUUCAGGGAAAGUGGAACAAACUAAAGGUCAAGGUUUCCAAAGAUCUGCAUUUGCUUGAAGAAAUUACCCCCAAACUCAGAGCUUUUGAGGUGGAUUUGCAAGUCAUUGAGAAGUGGAUGGAUGGUGUGAAAGACUUCUUAAUGAAAGAGCAGGCUGUCCAAGGAGACCCGGAAGGGCUACAAAGUCAGCUGGACCAGUGUUCUGCCUUUGUUAAUGAAAUAGAAACAAUAGAAUCAUCUCUGAAAGACAUGAAAGAAACAGAGGCUAACCUUCGAAGCUGUCCAGUUGCUGGAAUCAAAACUUGGACGCAGACAACACUAGUGGACUACCAAACCCAAUUGGAGAAACUUAGCAAGGAAAUUGUUAUUCAAAAAAAUAGGUUGUCUGAAAGUCAGGAAAAAGCAGUGAACCUGAAGAAAGACUUGGCAGAGAUGCAGGAAUGGAUGACCCAGGCAGAAGAAGAAUACCUGGAGAGGGAUUUUGAGUACAAGUCACCAGAAGAACUAGAGAGUGCAGUGGAAGAAAUGAAGAGGGCGAAAGAGGACGUGUUACAGAAGGAGGUGAGAGUGAAGAUUCUCAAGGACAACAUCAUGUUACUAGCUGCAAAGGCGCCCUCUGGUGGCCAGGAAUUGACAUCUGAGCUGAAUGUUGUGCUGGAGAAUUACCAACUUCUGUGUAACCGAAUUCGAGGAAAGUGCCACACGCUAGAGGAGGUAUGGUCUUGCUGGAUUGAGCUGCUUCACUAUUUGGAUCUUGAGACCAGCUGGCUGAGCACCUUGGAGGAGCGGAUGAAGAGCACCGAGGCCCUGCCUGAGAACGCAGAUGCAAUCAAUGAAGCGCUGGAGUCUCUGGAAUCUGUUUUGCGACACCCAGCGGAUAACCGCACCCAGAUUCGAGAACUUGGCCAGACUCUGAUUGAUGGAGGGAUUCUUGAUGAUAUAAUCAGUGAGAAACUGGAGGCUUUUAAUAGUCGAUACGAAGACCUGAGUCACCUGGCAGAGAGCAAGCAGAUUUCUUUGGAAAAGCAACUCCAGGUCCUACGGGAAACUGACCACAUGCUUCAAGUCUUGCAGGAGAGCUUAGGGGAGCUGGACAAGCAGCUCACAACGUACUUGACUGAUAGGAUAGAUGCCUUCCAGGUUCCACAGGAAGCUCAGAAAAUCCAAGCAGAGAUUUCAGCCCAUGAGCUGACUCUGGAGGAGCUGAGAAGAAACACACGCUCCCAGCCUCCGACUUCCCCAGAAGGCAGGAAUGCCAGAGGAGGAAGUCAGAUGGAUGUGUUACAGAGGAAACUUCGAGAGGUGUCCACAAAGUUCCAGCUUUUCCAGAAGCCUGCCAACUUUGAACAGCGCAUGCUUGAUUGCAAGCGUGUGUUGGAUGGUGUAAAAGCAGAACUUCAUGUUCUGGACGUGAGGGAUGUGGAUCCUGAUGUCAUACAGAGCCAUCUGGACAAGUGUAUGAAACUCUAUAAAACUUUGAGCGAAGUCAAGCUGGAAGUGGAGACUGUCAUCAAAACAGGAAGGCACAUUGUCCAGAAGCAACAAACCGACAACCCCAAGGGGAUGGAUGGGCAGCUGACUUCUCUGAAGAUUCUCUACAAUGACCUGGGUGCCCAGGUGACAGAGGGAAAACAGGACCUGGAAAGAGCAUCCCAGUUGGCCCGGAAAAUGAAGAAAGAGACUGCUUCUCUGUCUGAAUGGCUUUCUGUUACUGAAGUUGAAUUGGUACAGAAAUCCACGUCAGAAGGCUUGCUUGGGGACUUGGACAUGGAAAUCUCCUGGGCUAAAAAUAUUCUGAAGGAUCUGGAAAAGAGAAAAGCUGACUUAAAUACCAUCACAGAGAGCAGUGCUGCCCUGCAGAGCUUGAUCGAGGGCAGCGAGCCUGUUCUAGAGGAGAGGCUCUGUGUGCUCAACGCCGGGUGGAGCCGAGUCCGCACGUGGACGGAGGAUUGGUGCAAUACACUGAUGAAUCAUCAGAACCAGCUGGAAAUAUUUGACGGCAAUGUUGCUCACAUAAGUACCUGGCUUUAUCAAGCUGAAGCUCUAUUGGAUGAGAUUGAAAAAAAACCAGCAAGUAAACGGGAAGAAAUCGUGAAGCGUUUAAUAUCUGAGCUGGAUGAUGCCAACCUCCAAGUUGAAAAUGUCCGUGAUCAAGCCGUUGUUCUGAUGAAUGCACGUGGAGGCUCAAGCAGGGAACUUGUACAACCAAAAUUAGCUGAACUGAAUAGAAACUUUGAAAAGGUGUCUCAACAUAUCAAAAGUGCCAACUUGCUAAUUGGCCAGGAACCAUUAUCCUACCACUGUAUGGUCACCACCGAAGCAUUUGAAGCUGAAGUACUUUUCUCUGACCUGGAAAAAUUAGAAAGCGACAUAGAAAAUAUGUUAAAAGUUGUGGAAAAGCACUUGGAAUUUGGUGAUGAAGAUGAAAAGGUGGAUGAGGAGAGAGCCCAGAUUGAGGAAGUCCUGCAAAGAGGAGAACAAAUGUUACAUCAGCCUAUGGAGGAUAAUGAAAAAGAAAAGAUUCGUUUGCAGUUACUACUUUUGCGCACAAGAUACAAUAAAACUAAGGCGGUCCCUAAUCAACAGAGAAUAGGUCAUCUUGCUCCUGGAAGUCGAUCGCCACCUCUCCCCACAGAUUAUCUAGUUGAGAUUAACAAAGUUUUACUCUUCAUGGAUGAUACUGAAUUAUCACUGAAUGCUCCUGAGCUAAGCACUGUUGUCUAUGAAGACUUCUCUUUACAGGAAGACUCUCUGAAGAAUAUCAAAGAUCAGCUGGACAAACUCGGGGAGCAGAUUGCAGUCAUUCAUGAAAAGCAACCAGAUGUGAUCCUCGAAGCUUCUGGACCUGAAGCCAUUCAAAUCCGGGAUACACUUACUCAGUUGAAUGCAAAAUGGGACAGAAUUAAUAGAAUGUACAAUGAUCGUAAAGGUCAUUUUGAUAGGGCUAUGGAAGAAUGGAGACAGUUCCAUUGUGACCUUAAUGACCUCACACAGUGGAUAACAGAGGCUGAAGAGUUACUGGCUGAAACCUUUGCUCCCGAUGGUGGCCUGGACUUGGAGAAAGCCAGGGUCCACCAGCAGGAGCUCGAAGAGGGGAUCAGCAGCCACCAGCCCAGUUUUGCAGCCCUAAAUAGAACCGGGGAUGGCAUUGUACAGAAACUCUCCCCCACGGAUGGAAGGUUUUUGAAAGACAAGCUGUCAGGUUUAAACCAGCGCUGGACUGCGAUCUUUGCAGAAGUGAGGGACCGGCGGCCAAGGCUAAAAGGAGAAAGUAAGCAGGUGAUGGAAUAUAGAAAAAGACUAGAUGACAUUAUUUGUUGGUUAACGAAAGCUGAGAACGCUUUGCAAAAGACAUCAACCAGUGAGCUGGAAGAAAACCUGCAAGAAUUAACAGACUUAACCCAGGAGAUGGACGUACAAGCUGAAAAACUCAAAUGGCUGAACAGAACUGAAUUGGAAAUGCUUUCAGAUAAAAGUCUGAGUUUACAUGAAAGAGAAAAAAUUUCAGAAAGCUUAAGAAGUGUAAAUUCAACAUGGAAUAAGAUAUGCAGAGAAGUGCCUAGCACAUUGAAGGAACGUAUCCAGGAACCUUGUUCUGUGUCUCAGACAAGAAUUGCUGCUCAUCCUGGUGUCCAAAAGGUGGUGCUAGUAUCCUCUGCGUCAGACAUUCCUGUUCUGUCUCCUCGUACUUCGGAAAUUUCAGUUCCUGCUGAUCUGGACAAAACGAUCACAGAGCUAGCUGACUGGCUGGUCCUGAUCGACCAGAUGUUGAGGUCCAACAUUGUCACUGUUGGGGAUAUAGAAGAGAUCAAUAAGACAGUUUCCCGAAUGAAAAUCACAAAGGCUGACUUAGAACAACGUCAUCCUCAGCUUGAUUAUGUUUUUACAUUGGCACAGAAUUUGAAAAAUAAAGCUUCCAGUUCAGAUGUGAGAACAGCAAUCACAGAAAAAUUGGAAAAGGUCAAGAACCAGUGGGACAACACUCAGCAUGGUGUCGAGUUAAGACAGCAGCAACUGGAGGAUAUGAUUAUUGACAGUCUUCAGUGGGAUGACCACAGGGAGGAAACCGAGGAACUUAUGAGAAAAUAUGAGGCUCAACUCUAUAUUCUCCAACAAGCCCGAAGGGAUCCACUUAUCAAGCAGAUUUCUGAUAAUCAAAUAUUGCUUCAAGAACUGGGUCCUGGUGAUGGUAUCAUAAUGGCAUUCGAUAACGUCCUGCAGAAACUGCUGGAGGACUAUGGUAGCGAUGACACCAGGAAUGUGAAAGAAACCACCGAGUACUUAAAAACAUCAUGGAUCAACCUCAAACAAAGCAUUGCUGACAGACAGAGUGCCUUGGAAGCGGAGUUGAGGGCAGUGCAGGCCUCUCGCCGGGAUCUGGAGAACUUCCUAAAGUGGAUCCAAGAAGCGGAAACCACAGUUAACGUGCUUGCGGACGCCUCUCAGCGGGAGAAUGCUCUUCAGGACACUGGGUUGGCCAGGGAGCUCACACAGCAGAUGCAGGACAUCCAGGCGGAAAUUGACGCACAUAAUGACAUAUUUAAAAGUAUUGAUGGAAACAGGCAGAAGAUGGUAAAAGCUUUGGGAAAUUCUGAAGAGGCUACUAUGCUACAGCAUCGCCUGGAUGAUAUGAACCAAAGAUGGAAUGACUUAAAAGCCAAAUCUGCCAGCAUCAGGGCCCAUUUGGAGGCCAGUGCUGAGAAGUGGAACAGGUUGCUUACAUCCUUAGAAGAACUGAUCAAAUGGCUGAAUAUUAAAGAUGAAGAGCUUCAAAAGCAAAUGCCCAUUGGAGGGGAUGUCCCAGCCUUACAGCUCCAGUAUGAUCACUGUAAAGCCCUGAGACGAGAGUUAAAGGAGAAAGAGUAUUCUGUUCUGAAUGCUAUAGACCAAGCUCGAGUUUUCCUGGCUGAUCAGCCAAUUGAGGCCCCUGAAGAACCAAGAAGAAACCUACAAUCAAAAACAGAAUUGACUCCUGAGGAGAGAGCCCAAAAAAUUGCCAAGGCCAUGCGCAAACAGUCCUCUGAAGUCAAAGAGAAGUGGGAAAGUCUAAAUGCAGUCACUAGCAAUUGGCAAAAGCAAGUGGACAAGGCCCUGGAGAAGCUCAGAGACCUGCAGGGCGCCAUGGAUGACCUGGACGUUGACAUGAAGGAGGCGGAGGCUGUGCGCAAUGGCUGGAAACCCGUGGGAGACUUACUCAUCGACUCCCUGCAGGACCACAUUGAGAAAACCAUGGCAUUUAGAGAAGAAAUUGCACCAAUCAACUUAAAAGUUAAAACAGUGAAUGAUUUAUCCAGUCAGCUAUCUCCACUUGACCUGCAUCCAUCUCUGAAGAUGUCUCGCCAGCUAGAUGACCUUAAUAUGCGAUGGAAACUUCUGCAGGUGUCUGUGGAUGAUCGCCUUAAACAGCUUCAGGAAGCCCAUAGAGAUUUUGGGCCAUCCUCUCAGCAUUUUCUUUCUACUUCAGUCCAGCUGCCAUGGCAAAGAUCCAUUUCACAUAAUAAAGUGCCCUAUUACAUCAAAGGAAUCGUGGAUUCAUUUCGAUGAUGUAGGUGAAAUAUU